AUGAGUAGAACUCCGUUAAAGAAGCAAAAUAUUAAUGAAAAGAAUAUCAUGGAUAUCGCUUAUGAAUGUGCGAGAUUCAUUGUCUUUCGAGAAGGCAGCAAAACAUGUAUAAGAAGAGACGAUAUUAUUAAACACCUUGAAACAACUUGUCAUAUGGUUCGAAGUCACUUUAAGGAGGUUUUAGGACCAGCAGAAGAAAUUUUAAAACAGGUGUAUGGCUACAAACUAGUUGAUACAGGCAAAAAUUCAUACAUAGUAGUGCUGAAUACUCCCUGCGAACAUCACGAAGGUAUAUAUGAUCCAGAAUUGAGAAUUAUUUUGAUCGCAGCAUUAACUCACAUAUAUAUGUCUGGCGGAACUGUGACAGAAGAGAACAUGUGGAGGUUUUUAAAAGAAGCUGAUUUAGUAGGCGAACUAGAAGUAGAUAAGAAAAAUAUUUUAAGGAAGACUUUUACAGAGCAAUUAUAUUUGGAAUAUAAGAGACUUGAAGGAGAAGACGCUGAAUGUAUUUUUAAAUGGGGCUUACGAGCUGAAAAUGAAGUACCAAAAAUGACACUACUUAAAUUGAUGUCUAAGGAGUUUGACAAGGAAAUUACCUUUUGGCCAGAUCAGUGCAGGAUAGCUGAAGAAGAAGAACAAAAACAAAAACUACAA
Brenthis ino (lesser marbled fritillary) is the source of this 654-nucleotide messenger RNA. The record is from the annotation of a GenBank genome assembly. Lineage: Eukaryota; Metazoa; Arthropoda; Insecta; Lepidoptera; Nymphalidae.